UUUCCUGGGAGAGGAGGGAGGGAUCUGUACAAAGAGACAGUCUCAGCUGGGCAAGGGGAUGCUUUUUUAGCUGUAGACAGAAUAGGCGGCUCCUAUCUUUUGGGAAACUGAAGGGGGAGACCAGGAUGAGCCAGACAGCGAACCCACUCUAGCUCUUGGCUCUGGCUCAGCUGUGUGUGUGUGUGUGUGUGUGUGUGUGUGGCCUGGCCCAUUUGUAGUACAGGUGAUUAUUUCAGAAAUGGGUGUGGGGUUUGAGCCAAGGCCCAGGUAGGUGGGAGGAGCUCUGAGCUAUCUGUGACAUCCCUGGUCUCAGCGUACCUACAUACCUAGGCUUCGCGGUGGUUGAAGCUACCUCUUGCCUGGUGCUCCAGAGGAUUUCAAAGGCAUGGCUCUGCCCACCCCUGGUAGCAGCCUGCUCUCAGUUCGUGUCCUAAAGGCUCAUGGCUUCCCCUCCAAAGAUAUAUUAACCCCCUCUGACAGCUAUGUGAGCCUGCGGCUGCCCACAGCUUCAAGUCAAGAAUUUCGGACGCGUACAGUAAGGAACUGCAACAAUCCUGUCUGGAACCAGACCUUCCGCUUCCGGAUCCAUAGCCAACUCAAGAAUAUGCUGGAGCUGAAAGUGUUUGACCAAGACCUAAUGACUCAAGAUGACCCCAUAUUCUCUGUGCUCUUCGAUGUGGGGACUCUGAAAGUUGGGGAGAGCCGGCGGGAGAGCUUUACCCUCAAUCCCCAGGGCAAAGAAGAGCUGGAGGUGGAGUUUCACCUACAAAGUCUCCCAGCAUGCCCUGAGCAGCUCAUCACCAAUGGUGUCCUUGUGGCCCGAGAGCUUUCCAGUUUGCAUGUUCAGCUAGAAAAGAGAGAGAGCAUACGAGGUAACUCAGAGUCAGACGGUGGAGUUGAAGCCCUAGUGCUGGGGUCCUAUGAGGGCAGCCAGACUGUCACAUCAGGCACCAGCCCCAUCCGUUUCCACUGUCCAGCUUGCUGGGAGUCAGAGCUAAGUGUUAAGCUCCAGGGCUCUUCUCAGGAGGCAAUGAAGGUGCCACUGAACUCUCUACCUUCUGGUCACACCGUGAAGGUCACCUUACCCACAAAGGAACCUGCCCUGAUGAUGCAACUGAAAACUGAGAAAGGCCCCGAGGAGCUGGCAGUGCGCCUGGGUUUUGGGCUGUGUGAGCAGGAGCAGGCAUUUCUAAGGAAGAGGAAGCAGGUGGUGGCCAAAGCCCUGAAACAAGUGCUACAAUUAAAGGAUGACCUGCAGGAGGAUGAGGUUCCAGUGGUGGCCAUCAUGGCCACAGGAGGCGGGAUCCGGGCAAUGACCUCCUUGUAUGGGCAGCUCUCGAGCCUGAAGGAGCUGGGGCUUUUGGAUUGUGUCUCCUACCUCACAGGAGCCUCAGGUUCCACAUGGGCCAUGGCAAACCUUUAUGAAGACCCAGACUGGUCACAGAAGGACUUGGCAGGGCCCACGGCAGCAGCGAGAGCACAAGUGAUCAAGAGCAAACUGAGCAUAUUGACCCCUUCCCGGCUGCAGCAGUACCGGCAGGAGUUAAAGGAGCGGGCCCAGCAGGGCUACCCUUCCUGCUUCACUAACCUGUGGGCACUGCUUAAUGAAGCCCUGCUGCACGAUGAGCCCCAUGACUACAAGCUGUCUGACCAGCAGGAGGCACUGAAGCAUGGCCAGAACCCCAUGCCCAUCUACUGUGCCCUCAACACCAAGGAGAAGAGCCUGAGCACCUUUGAGUUUGGGGAAUGGGUGGAGUUCUCCCCAUAUGAGGUUGGCUUCCCCAAGUAUGGCGCCUUUGUCCCUGCUGAGCUCUUUGGCUCCCAGUUUUUCAUGGGCCGGCUGAUGAAGCGAUUACCUGAGUCCCGGAUCUGCUUCUUGGAAGGCAUCUGGAGCAACCUUUAUGCAGCUAAUCUUCAGGACAGCCUGUACUGGUCCUCAGAACCUGACCAAUUCUGGGAUCGCUGGGUUCAGGAUCAAAGCACUUUGGACAAGGAGGGAACUCCCUCUCUGAAGAUGUCAGAGCCUCCCUGCACUACAAGCAGGAUUGCCAAAUUCUUUACGGACCUCCUGACCCGGCGCCCCUUGGCCGAGGCCUCUCACAACUUCCUGCAUGGCCUGCAUUUCCAUCAGGACUACUCUAAGCACCCUCAUUUCUCGGCCUGGAAAGGCACCAAGCUGGAUGGGUAUCCCCACCAGCUGACGCCCAUGGAGCCCUACCUCUGCCUGCUGGAUGUCGGCUACUUCAUCAACACCAGCUGCCCUCCCCUGCUGAUGCCCACCCGCCAAGUGGACCUCAUCCUCUCGUUAGACUACAACCUCCAGGGGCCCUUUCAGCAGCUGGAACAGGUGGGCCGGUACUGCAAGCAGCGGGGGAUCCCCUUCCCUCCCAUCGCCCCGAGCCCGGAGGAGAGGGAGCGGCCGCAGGAAUGCCGCGCCUUCGCCGACCCCGAGGCCCCGGACGCCCCUGUGGUGCUCCAUUUCCCCCUGGUCAACGCCUCCUUCCGGCAGCACUCGGCCCCGGGAGUCCCGCGGAAGCCGGAGGAGAUGGCCGCCGGGCAGGUGGACUUGACCUCCCCUGGCUCCCCUUAUCAUUACACGAAGCUGACGUACAGCGAGGAGGAGGCGGACAAACUGCUCCGCCUGACGCGCUACAACGUCUGCAACAAUCAAGCGCAGAUCCUGCGGGCGCUGGCGGAGGCCGUGCGGCGGCGAAGGCGGAGAAAGUGACGGGAGGGCGGCCGCGCCAGCCCAGCGGGGCCUUCCCCAGCCCGGAGGCUUCCCCCGGGGCCCAGGCGCCGAGCGCCGCGCGGUCCCCCGGCCUCCAAGCUCCCUUCAGUCGGGGCCUUCCGGGCUUUUCUACCUGUGAUCCGACCCUGGGCAGUCUCGGCCCGCUUGCGCCUGCUUCUGAAUCUCCUCCCGCUUUGGGCAGGAAGGGAGAGGAGGGCGGGCAGCGCCGCGGAGCCUCCGGGCUGUGCUCGGGGCCCUGCUUGGGGAGCGCAGGAGGCGAGGCGCGGGGACGCCGGGCCCCAAGCCCCGAGCCCCGAGCCCCGAGCCCCGAGCCCUC
Messenger RNA from Sarcophilus harrisii (Tasmanian devil), 3065 nucleotides. RefSeq names its product phospholipase A2 group IVB (gene PLA2G4B). Gene Ontology annotation, molecular function: calcium-dependent phospholipid binding; calcium ion binding. NCBI's taxonomy places the organism in Eukaryota, Metazoa, Chordata, Mammalia, Dasyuromorphia, Dasyuridae. Gene Ontology annotation, cellular component: cytosol. The coding region runs from base 386 to 2728 and encodes 780 amino acids. The transcript is spliced from 20 exons. Gene Ontology annotation, biological process: glycerophospholipid catabolic process. The record is from RefSeq and is a predicted model, not a curated record.